Messenger RNA from Xiphophorus hellerii (green swordtail), 1487 nucleotides. RefSeq names its product prostaglandin reductase 2 (gene ptgr2). The coding region runs from base 100 to 1227 and encodes 375 amino acids. The record is from RefSeq and is a predicted model, not a curated record. NCBI's taxonomy places the organism in Eukaryota, Metazoa, Chordata, Actinopteri, Cyprinodontiformes, Poeciliidae. Gene Ontology annotation, molecular function: 15-oxoprostaglandin 13-reductase [NAD(P)+] activity. Gene Ontology annotation, biological process: prostaglandin metabolic process. The transcript has 9 exons.
ACGAUCCGGACAUGAUAACACUCCCAAGGAAAAGUCCCCCUCCGCACUCUGCUCCGUGGUCAUUUCUACCCGGGUCAUCCUCCGGCUGCCUGUGACGGAAUGCGCCUUGUUUCCUCACUGUUUUCUAACCUUCGAACAAACAUCGACUCGCCCCUGUCAGGCCAGGUCACCCGAGCAACAAACAUGCAAGUGCAGCGAGUCGUUCUUAACUCUCGACCAGGCAACAACGGGGAGCCAAGUCCCGAAAAUUUCCGCCUGGAACAGAUAAAUUUAACAUCCGACCUGGAAGAUGGACAAGUCCUCGUUCGGACGCUUUACCUCUCAGUCGACCCUUACAUGCGCUGCAGAAUGAAUGAAGACACCGGUGCUGGUUACCUGGCUUCGUGGAAGCUGUCUGAAUGCGUGGACGGUGGCGGUGUUGGCGUGGUUGAAAGCAGCCGCUGCAGCGCUCUCACCGAGGGAGACUUUGUCACUUCAUUCAACUGGCCGUGGCAGACCCAUGCAGUGAUGAUGGGAGGUGGCCUUCAGAUGGUUGAUUCACAGAUGGUUGAUGGCCAUCUUUCCUACUUUUUGGGAGCAGUUGGUAUGACGGGGCUCACCGCGCUGUUAGGGGUCAGGGAGAAGGGCCACGUGACCAAAGGGGCCAAUCAGACGAUGGUGGUCAGCGGUGCAGCUGGCGCCUGUGGCUCCCUAGCUGGACAGAUCGGCCGGCUGGACGGAUGUGCGAAGGUGGUUGGGAUUUGCGGUUCAGACGAGAAGUGCAAAGCUUUGGUGGAAGACCUGGGCUUCUCCGCAGCCAUCAACUAUCGCAGCGGCGACGUCUCGGCACGGCUCAAGGAGACCUGUCCCGCCGGCAUCGACGUCUACUUCGACAACGUAGGCGGCGCCACCAGCGACGCCGUCAUAGAGCAGAUGAACAAAGGAGGACACGUGAUUCUCUGCGGGCAGAUCUCGCAGUACAACAAGGAUGUGCCGUAUCCUCCCCCUCUGAGCGACAAGACGCAAGAAAUCCUGCAAAGUCGGAACAUCACCCGGGAGAGAUUCAUGGUGCUCAGCUACAUGAGUAAAGCGGAAGCUGCCCUCUUUGAGCUCAGCCAGUUAGUAAAAUCAGCUCAAAUCAAGGUGUUGGAAACGGUGGCGAACGGUAUAGAAAACAUGGGAGUUGCUUUUUGCUCCAUGAUGAAAGGCGGAAACGUCGGAAAGCAAAUAGUAAAAAUAUCCGAGUGAGGAAAGAUUCCAGCUAGAUCGAGCUUUUAAUCCACGUCCACUGUUGCCUUCUAUCGCCUGCAUUACUGUGACACGAACCUACUGAACUCUUGUACGUUUGCAACAAGAAAUCCAGUGAGAAAAUAUUUUUUAACUCUUAUUUUCUAACUGUAUCCUUAAAACAUGAAACACAAUGCAAUUUCUGAGCCUUGGAGUAACCUGGAGCCAAUAAACAAACGUGGGUCAAAUCAGUGAGAACCCACUAACUAUCGUGAACUCUU